Molecule: messenger RNA, 1640 nt
Organism: Pogoniulus pusillus (Red-fronted tinkerbird)
Lineage: Eukaryota; Metazoa; Chordata; Aves; Piciformes; Lybiidae
Product: ubiquitin-conjugating enzyme E2 E2
Exons: 6
Coding region: 304-909 (201 amino acids)
Biological process (GO): protein K48-linked ubiquitination; ISG15-protein conjugation
Cellular component (GO): nucleus
Molecular function (GO): ubiquitin conjugating enzyme activity; ISG15 transferase activity
Source: RefSeq, a predicted model, not a curated record
AGGCGGCAGCGAGGGCGCGCGCGCAGCAGCCGCUUCACUUCUCCUCGGGCAGUGGGGGCAGGAGCGGCGGCGGCGCUGGGAGAAGGAGCAGCAGCGGCCGCUGCCGCCGCUCGGGCGAGCAGGGAAAGAAAGAGGAGGGCGAGAAGCGUCGGGGAGCGGGCUCAUGACUCAGUGAGCAGUAGCCGCCCCUUUAUAGCCCCACACCCGGCCGGAGUCGGGGCGACCGCACUGAAUUGUCCCGCAGCCUGUGCCCGGCACUAGCGAGAAGAGAAACCUGCGCUCUCCUACAGUGCAGCAUCUGCCAUGUCUACAGAAGGGCAGAGAGUUGAUGAUAGUCCAAGCACUAGCGGAGGCAGCUCUGAUGGAGAUCAGCGUGAAGGUGUUCAGCAGGAACAAGAAAGGGAGCAAGUUCAACCAAAGAAAAAAGAGGGCAAAAUAUCAAGCAAAACAGCUGCUAAACUGUCAACUAGUGCUAAAAGAAUUCAGAAAGAGCUUGCAGAAAUUACAUUAGACCCUCCUCCAAACUGUAGUGCUGGACCCAAAGGAGACAACAUUUAUGAAUGGAGAUCAACUAUACUGGGGCCUCCAGGGUCUGUUUAUGAAGGUGGUGUUUUCUUCCUGGACAUUACCUUUUCACCAGACUACCCCUUUAAACCACCUAAGGUAACGUUUCGGACAAGAAUCUACCACUGUAACAUUAACAGCCAAGGUGUCAUCUGCCUGGACAUUUUAAAAGACAACUGGAGUCCAGCAUUAACCAUUUCUAAAGUUCUCCUCUCCAUCUGCUCCCUCCUCACAGACUGCAACCCGGCUGACCCCCUGGUUGGAAGCAUUGCCACUCAGUAUAUGACUAACAGAGCAGAGCAUGACAGAAUGGCCAGACAGUGGACCAAGCGAUAUGCCACAUAGGAACCUACCCUAGGAUUUGCUGGACCUGUGCAAGCACAUUCACUAAGUGCAUCAAUAACCCUUCCCUUCAUUCUUAUUUUUUAUUAAAUUUUAAACCAUUUUGUGACAAAAGGUUGCCCUUACUUUCUUUGGGGGUUUUAUUUGUUUGUUUGGGGGUUUGGGUUGGGCUUUUGGUUUUGUUUUGUUUUUUUUUGUUCUGUUAACCUGAAAGUUGUUUCCCUCAAAUGUAGACAGGGAAUUUUGGUUACCAGUGCAAAGAAUGUUGGAUCUGUAAUAGUAUAGAGCUUUGUCACAAAGCUUUGUAUUAAUGUGUGUUGUUUUGGGUUUGGUUUUCUUUUUCUUUUGAUGUGUUUUCUGGGGAAAACAAACCAAUUCAGAAUUCUAUCUCGUUUCUACUUAAAUGUAGUGUUUAGGGUUAUUUUUUUGUACUGAAGUCUUUAAUGGUGGGUGCAUGCUACUGGGAACAAGUUUUGUAUAAAAGCUUCAAAUCAAGAAUCACUGUGCAUUACUAAAACUGUGUUUAUCACUGGCCUUCUGUCUACCACGCAAAAGGCUACUGCAUUGAACAAAUGAAUUAUGUAUUUUGAUUUACUUUAAAAAAAAAACAAACCAAAACAAAAAAAAAAAAAAAGUGCUUGUAAAUUUCUAAGGGACCUGCCACUUCUGACUGUGGAGCAGUUGAUGUACACUUGUAUUAUUAAAGCACUCAAUAAAACACUGUGGCUGAUCAA